Molecule: messenger RNA, 3096 nt
Organism: Thunnus maccoyii (southern bluefin tuna)
Lineage: Eukaryota; Metazoa; Chordata; Actinopteri; Scombriformes; Scombridae
Gene: sdsl
Product: serine dehydratase-like
Exons: 9
Coding region: 262-1230 (322 amino acids)
Biological process (GO): L-serine catabolic process; L-threonine catabolic process
Molecular function (GO): L-serine ammonia-lyase activity; pyridoxal phosphate binding; threonine deaminase activity
Source: RefSeq, a predicted model, not a curated record
UGAUUGACAGCUGUGGCAGCCGCUCUUAAACCUCCGUCAGACGGUACUGCGCAGACUCUGGUUCCAAACGACAUCACACAAGCAAGAUGGCAGCGCCCAUGGAAGGAAAAUAUUUCGACUUCACUUCUACGUAGCGGUAGGAGCAUACGGCCAUGUGACGUAAUCUGAAAACAUGAUACAUUUUGCAUUAAAGAAACCAGCUAAACACUUAACGGUCUGAAGCUCGUUCAACAAGAUAUCCAAACUGAAAUCAGUUGCACCAUGGAUGAGCAUUUCCACGUGAACACGCCACUGCUGGAGAGCGUCACGAUGUCCAAACUGGUGGGAACCACCGUCUAUCUGAAGAUGGAGAAUUCACAGCCCUCCGGCUCCUUCAAGAUCCGCGGCAUCGGACACCUCUGCCAGCAGCUCGCCACACAGUCCAAAGGAGUUGUCUGCGCUUCAGGUGGUAACGCAGGUAUGGCUGCAGCCUAUGCAGCCAGAAAAAUGGGUGUACCAGCCACCAUCGUACUUCCCUCUUCAUCUCCUCAGGUGGUGGUCCACAGACUUCAGGAUCAGGGUGCUACUGUCAACAUUACAGGCAAGGUUUGGGAUGAUGCGAAUGCAGAAGCUCUCAGACUGGCAGAAACUGAAGGACUGACAUAUGUUCCUCCAUUUGAUCAUCCUCUCCUGUGGCAGGGCCACGCCAGUGUGAUCACAGAGUCUGCAGCCUGUCUGGGUCCCAGUGUGAAGCCUGGAGCAGUGCUGGUGUCUGUGGGCGGAGGAGGGCUCCUCUGCGGGGUCAUCCAGGGCCUAAAGGAUGUAGGUUGGAUGGAUGUACCUGUCGUUGCCAUGGAGACAGAGGGGGCCGACUGUUUCAAUGCUGCAGUCAAGGCGGGGAAGUUGGUCACCUUGGAUGACAUCACCAGUGAGGCUAAAUGUCUCGGAGCAAAGACAGUUUGCAAGAAAGCGUUUGAAUACAGCCAGUGCAGCGAGCUGACGAUCAUUUCUGAACUGGUGACUGAUCAGCAGGCUCUGCACGCUGUCGAAACAUUCCUGGAUGAGGAGCGUGUGCUGGUUGAGAUGGCGUGUGGAGCAGCACUGGCAGCUGUCUACAGUGGAGUUAUACGCAGAUUACAGGAUGAAGGUCGUCUGCCGACUCUCUUAGGCCCCCUGCUGGUGAUAGUGUGUGGAGGCAGCAGUGUUGACAUGAAGCAACUGUCCCACCUCAAACACAAACUGCAGUGUUAAACUUCUGUAUAUGUGCAGGUGUAUAUGUGUGGAUGCAUAGAAAUAAUGUGACAGGGCAAUGUUUGACUGCAACAGCUAAAAACAUCAUUGCAUUAAUCCUGUGAUCGGUGAACGGAUGAAUUAAUCAGUUAAAUUCCUGGAAAUUAAAAAAUAUGUACACUACAAAAAUUAAUUGUUUAUUUUGGAAGAAAAGGUCUUAUUUUUAAUGUCAUUACAAUGUUAAUUUAAGGAUUAGUGCGUCUUCUGUUGUGUAUUUUUAAUGUCACAUUAAAUACUAAAAUACAACAGCUGACAAGUUAAAGUGGAAUUCAAUUACUAGGUUUCCCCACAUGGUGGUGUCACAGUUUAAUGUACUGACCAUCCACAGAAACUGGGAAAGUAGAUCAUUUCAUGGAAAUGUGCUUUUCUUGCUUCCAAAACAUUUGAUGAAGUGAAGGUUUCAUCUUAAAUGAAUCAGACUAAUGCAGCACUGACAGUCUGACGCAUAGCAAAACAUUAUAUGUCUUUAGUUUUGUUCUUACAUUUCUUAUUAACUUGAGGAAUCUAGUCCCAAAUAUUUGUGCACAAGUCUUAUCUUUCUUCCUGUGGAAACAUUUCUUUUUUAUCAUAUAACAACACUUUUAAUACUGUAUUGUUAUAAGAUGUCAUUUUCAUUUUCACAUUAACUUUAGUCCAGUCAAUUUGUGCUAUGUGUAGGAAGCUAUUGCUAUGGAAACAGCUCUUCACUGUUCUGUCUGCGUCAGAGAAGUGAGUGGUGAGAGUUGCAUUUAGCCACCUGUUGAUAGUCACAGCCUUCUAAAGUCAGACAGUUAUAUAAGAUAUUAUAUAGAAGAAAAUAAAUGGUCUUCAUGCUAACAUCAUCAUCACUGUAUGUUCUAUCUCUCUACCUCGUCUAUGCAGAAAUACCUGAAGUGGUUUACUGAACAAAAACAUUUCUUUUUAUUCAUAAAAAAUAAACUACUGGAUUUAAAACACAUCCAUAUAACUCUGUGGAAGUGAAUAUUGGAGCUUUGUGAUGAUGUUGCAGUGCAGGCUGUGGUAUUUUUACAAGAGGUGCUUUGUUAAAUAAAGGUGAACUGUAAUUUACAUUUAUAUAUAAUAAAAGAUAAUUUAUUUAAACAGUAAUAAGAUUGAUUUGAUCAUACUUGAGUAGUUAUUUUUUAAGUUCGUUAUUAUCAGACUUUCAGUUGACACAUUAAAACCGGAUUUGAUUCUGAAAUCUGUUUGCAGUAACAGUCGCUCAGCGGUUUGACAAAAAACUACUAGAUUACUUUCUGAGCUUUUAGCCUCACUUUGUGGCCUUCAUCAACAGAUGGUGUUUUCUCAGUUGUCAUGGAGAUGGUUUGGUUGUAAUCAUGUGACCUAAGUAGAGAACUCUGGUCAUGUGAUAACAGGUGCCAACAGGUUAACUGUGAAGUUCACUCAGCAGGUUCACUGAAGCUCAUGUGACUCAGUGGCUGCUGUUUGUCCAUCAGAGUCUAAAAACCAUUUGUCUUUAAACUCAUUCAGUAAAAACAUGACAUAUUGUAUUUGCCAUGUUUAACUUUAUGAUAUUAAAGGAUAAAACAAAACAAAAAUAACUUAUAGGCCUAUGUAAUAUAAAUGAUAUAUGUAUAGAAUAAAUGAAUUAGUUGAUUAAGUAAAUCUAAGACUGGACCAGUUCUCCUCUUCUCAGUUGGUUUGAGUGGCUUUGACGACUCAAUUUGUUUAUGGUCUGAAAGUCUGGGAAAAACACUCAAAGACAAACUACUGUGCAGUACAUCCUACUAUAUGGAAAGAAAUCUUGGACUUUUGUUGUUGUGUGUGAUUUAAUGUCCUCUUUCUCAUGAAGUCAAAUAAACUAAACUAAAAAUUUGUCGCACUUGA